UUGGGACAGCAGGCAGAGAAAUAUUCAUAUACCUGCAACAAGACCAAUUGCAAAAUCCUCAUGCAUAAGUAGAGAUCAAAUAAUAAAUCAAUACGUUUAGCAUCAACAAGGGACAGCUUAUCCGGAGAGGAAUGAAUAUUCGUGUUAAAAUUGGCAGACACACUGUCUGCUUAGCAAUACAGUCAGCUAGCUGACCAGCUGCUCAAACUUGGUAACGUUAAUUUAUGAGCAGAGCUGGGCUAGCUAGUUAGCACCACGGGCUAUUCAAAAAUCCCUUUGUACCUCAACUUCUUCUGUUUUCGCACAAAUCGCGUGUCUAAGUGCAAAAGUCAUUAUAGGUCACAAAUCUGUAUCUCAGGAUCCUUGCAGAACCUUAAAAAACACCUGAGGACUAAGACCUGCUGCUCCUGGCAUUUGUUUUUGUGCACAGCCUCUUGUACAUACAUUUAUACAUUGUAAUGUGUAGUAUGUAAAUUAUUUUAGAACAUCAAACUCGUGAAUGACAAAAAUAUAAAAAAAAUUAAAUGGGGGAAGACAGUUAUGAGUCAUUUUUAGGUCAAGUAUUCAAUAUUCAUGUCUGUUGUAAAAUUAUAGCCCGAUGAACGGAGUCUACAUCCCCCAUGCCCACAUAGAUCGCAGCGAUCGCUUGAUCCAACAUCCUUGAUGAUCAAUUGGUCUUAAAUUGAUCACUCUGUUUGGCAGUCAUGAAUGGCUCCCUCUUAACUCCGCCCAGUCCCCGGGCUGCGGCUAAUUCGUCUCCUCUCCCACCCUCCCCAUCUCCCUCCCCUUCUCCUCCAUCCCCAUCAGUGUUGCCCCUCUCCACAAGACCCCCGCCACUGCCUCCUCCGACUCCUGCUGGUCUGCCCUUGUCAUCAUUAUCUGACACGCCCACACCAUCUCCAUCUCCCUGUCUUAGCUGGACCGAGUUCUGUGAGCUCCACGCACGGGUAGCCGCCGGUGACUUCGCCCGUCAUUAUCGGGCCUUCUUGCAGGAGAACCCGCAUUACUCCCCCGAUUCUGCUGCUGCUUUCUGUCGCCGCUUCACUGACAGAUUUGUUCGACAUUUUGAGAGUGAACUCGAGGGGACUGGCGCUGGCAGGGAAGGAACAGGAAACUGGGUAGCCCAGUCAGAUGUUACAUCGCUGGAAGAGGACGCAACAUCCCCGUCCCUGCUGCCACCAGAGAUCACUACCCCCUGCCCAUCCACUCACAUGCGGGCCUCACCCAAACCUCUUUUGCCCCAACACGGACAGGAGGAAAGCCGUGAUGCCGAAAGAUUUCAGAUCCCUGCAGCAUUUCAGGACUCGUAUGCCCAUACACAAAUUCUCCCCCCUUCCUCCUCGUCUUCGUGCUCGUCCUCAAUGGGCGGCAAUAAUGGGCGGAGGGAGGAGAGAGGACUCGCAGUUAAACAGUAUCCUCACAAUCCAUCUGGCUACAAGGACCUGGAAGAAGAAGAUGACAGCUGGACGGGGCCUGUAACUGGAGAGGAACUGGAUGCAGAUGCUGUAGGGAAGGACAAUGAGACAGAAGGUGAGGAUACCUCAGAAAGAGCUGAUCUCGACCAGAUGCCAACAUACCCCAACCCCUCUGGCACACCAGCAGGCUCUGGAUCAAAAGGAAAUGGUACCCCCAUGGGGAGUCACUCCAAAAACAAACUAAAAAAGCGUUUUUCUUUACGCAGUGUGGGUCGCAGUGUCAGGGGGAGCGUGCGUGGCAUCUUACACUGGCGUAGUUCCUCCAGUGACUCCCCUCAAAACUGCACUUCGGGUAACUCCACCCCUCUUCCUUCCAGUUACAGCUACACUACAGGCCUGCAAGAUGGCAAGAGGAACUCCAGCUCUCAGGCUGUUCCCUCUUCUCUUCCUGUCUCUCUGUCCCUCCCUCUUUCCCUGCCCCACUCUUCAUCAUCAUCAUUGCCUCCAUCAUCAUCCAGCAGUGCAACCUCGCUCUCCUUUUCUGAGGCCCGUGAUUGGCGGAGGAGUAACGGAGAUGGGGAGAAGGAGAAAUGGAGUCACAGGUUGGACAAGUUGCGACUGUCCCGGUCACCGCCACCCACUCUGUCCACUGCUACUCCACCCUCCUCGGCCAUAUCUCCCUCUGGUUUGCCCCCCAGCUGCGCUGGUGCCCCUAGGAAAAUGGGCAGGCUGGUCCGGGAGGGAGGAGUUACUGUGUGCUCGUCUUCGGAUGAGUUUUCGAGCUCUCUUGGAUUCCCUGGGUUCUCGUUUGGACUGCUGCACCAUGGUACGGACAACAGCAACUCUGCAUCAGUGCAUCCUUCAGCCAUGGGGGGAGCUGUUGGUGGAAGGGGGGCCCGUUGGCACAAGUGUCGCCUAGUUCUGAAAGAGCGAGAUAAGGACGGAGGGGAAGGAUUGCUGGAGUAUUUCCUGGAGUUUUACAUCCCACCUAAGUCCUCCAAACCCAGAUUGACUAUCCCAUGCUGCUCCAUCGUUGAUGUUAGAAGCACUACAGCCAUAGAGGUGCCGGACAAAGAGAAUACCUUCCUUCUGCGAUUGGAAGGGCAGGUGCAGUACGUGAUCGAGACCAGAGAUGCAGUUCAGAUGAGAGCUUGGCUCAGUGACAUCAGAAAUGCCAUUUGUCUGAGUGAGCAAGAGGAUGUCGAGGGAGUUUGUGGCAGUGCUCUCACUGACCUCAGCGGAACGCCGGAUUUCAGCGACCGUCUGUCUCAAGUGUGCUAUGGUGGAGUCGGUGGUUCUCCCCAACUUGAGCCUCUACCUCCUGAGUUACCGCCCCGUGCCCCUCUUGACGAAUCAGACAAUCGAUUAGUUGGUGGAGGCGGAGCAGGUCUCGGCACGCCUUUUGCUGAAACUCCUGAUGCAACAGGGUCCUUCCUGUUCUCUGAAGGUUCUGUGUCGGAAACUGUAGAACAUCCUCUAAGCGAGUGUCAGUGGUUCCACGGCACACUCUCCCGUCUAAAGGCGGCCCAGCUGGUGCUGUCGGGUGGCAUGGCCAGCCAUGGGGUGUUCCUCGUCCGGCAAAGUGAGACACGCCGUGGAGAAUAUGUUCUCACCUUCAACUUCCAGGGCAAGGCAAAGCACUUACGUCUCUCCCUGAAUGAGGACGGACAGUGUCGUGUGCAGCAUCUUUGGUUCCAGUCCAUUUUCGACAUGUUGGAGCAUUUCCGUGUGCACCCCAUUCCCCUAGAAUCAGGGGGGGCCUCUGACGUCACCCUCAUCAGUUUUGUGGGUGCUACAAAUGUCCGGCAACCAGGCCGGGAAAGGGCAGGCAGCCGCCCCACAGUCUGUGAUGUCAUCACCACGCGCCACCCUGACUCUCCAUCAACCCCCAUCUCUGACUGUGUACUUGACCAGCAGACCCCGUAGUCCUCCCCAGCCACCGCCUCCACCUUUGCCUCCUGGACGCCCUCCGCCCCCAACCCCACCGCAAGACAGAGGGAGUGAAACUGAGGCCGCGGGAGGAGGUGGAGCCAGCAGCGGGGCGGAGGAGUGCGAGGAACGCGAAAGGGAUCC
Triplophysa dalaica is the source of this 3488-nucleotide messenger RNA. RefSeq names its product SH2B adaptor protein 1 (gene sh2b1). Lineage: Eukaryota; Metazoa; Chordata; Actinopteri; Cypriniformes; Nemacheilidae. The record is from RefSeq and is a predicted model, not a curated record. Gene Ontology annotation, cellular component: plasma membrane. Gene Ontology annotation, molecular function: transmembrane receptor protein tyrosine kinase adaptor activity. The coding region runs from base 705 to 3341 and encodes 878 amino acids. The transcript is spliced from 10 exons. Gene Ontology annotation, biological process: intracellular signal transduction.